Molecule: messenger RNA, 3063 nt
Organism: Stylonychia lemnae
Lineage: Eukaryota; Ciliophora; Spirotrichea; Sporadotrichida; Oxytrichidae
Source: the annotation of a GenBank genome assembly
AUGGCAAAGGGAAGCAAACGAAGUAGAUCUAGAGAAAGAGACGAGAGAAAAGAACACAAAAGAACGAGCUCAAGAAGUCCAUAAUAGCACAGAACAUCCAGCUCAACAAAUAUUGGAGGUGACAAGUAAAACGGAGAUAAAAGGAAGAAAGACUCAGGCAGAGACAGCAGUCGAUCAAGGAGAUCAGAUUCACCAAGGAGAAGGACUAAGUUGUACAUAAAAGACUUGCCAACUGAGAUUACGGAAGAAAUAAUUAAGAAUGAAGUUUAAAUCUUCGCUAAAGUGUCAGAUUUCACAAUGAGAAAAAGAGAAAAAGAUGGCACUAUUUAAGCUACAGUAACUAUAAAAGGCGGUUAAAGGGAUGGUGAAAAAGUCAAAGACUAAUUGAAUGAAAAGAAAAAGUGGGAAAUCUAGGUCUAAGAGAUUGAAAGCGAAAGAAUAAGUUCAAGGUCAAGAGACAAGUAACGUGAAAGAGAUCGCGAAAGAGAAAGGGAAAAAGAUAGAAUUAGAGAAAAAGAAAGAGAGCGUAAGAGAAGCCGCACAAGGAGUAAAGAGCGCAAACACAGAAGAUCUACAUCCUCAUCAGAAAAGCGCAAAAAGAAGGAUAAUUAAGAGAGCGGGAAAUCAUCUCACCACAAUCAAAGCUAACACCAUAAUCAAUCAGAUAGAAAUAUGUCGAAAUCACAUUCUCACAGCAUUCAUAGACAGAAUUCAAGAUCUGGAAAUGAGAGUAGACAAUAGAGAGACCUUGCUGGGAAAAGCAAUGAUGAUUCAGUUACUGUGGUGGUUCAGCAGGCAGUUAAGCCAAGAAGUGAUGUUAGAGUUAGAGAACUGUGGUUAGGAAAUCUUCCAGAAAAUAUCACUGAGAAAGUUCUUUAUUCUCAUUUCUUUAUCUACGGUGACAUUGAAAAGAUUGAGUUAAAUUAACAUAAAAGUUAUCCCUAUUAUGCGUUCGUCAGAUUUAAGCUCACUAGUUGUACUAGUAGAGCUUAUGACUAAUCUUCAAACUAGCUGGAGAUUAAUGGUUUCAAGAUAAAAGUCCAAUUUUCUGACUAUAACAAGAGACCUGAAAUAGUAGGAGAUCUGGCUGGAUAUGAUUGCACCUUUUAGAACUGUACAACACUUUUUGUCGCUUUCAUUGUCAAUUCUUAACUUCCAUCACAAGAAAAGUUAGAGGAAGUAUUCUAAAAAUAUGGUAAAGUGAGAGCUAUAUAUAUGAAGCAAACCAGUCCUAAUACUUAGUACAGACCCCAUGCCUUCAUUGACUAUUAUGACCAUGAAGAUGCAAAGAAAGCUAAGGAGGAUAUGGAUAAGUUUGGUUCAAUUAGACUAUAACUAAGCGAUUAAAGCUGCGAAGUGCUUUUUGCAAUAAAAAAGAGAUGCAAAGACUUUAAUAGUCCGCACACUGGCUAAUAAAACUAGUAAUCGUACCAAACAGUGUAAAAUAAUGUCCCAAUACCACAUAGCACAAUUUCAUAAGCUCAAAUUUAACCUAAUUAGCAUUCAGUUCAAAACUCGUAGGAGGCCUAAUAGCUAAUUAUGACUCUUUAGCAAAGUCCAGACUGUAAAUUAAACAAUUUUUAAUAUAUUAUAGUCUAAAAGAUUAUGCAAACUAAUCCUUAAAUUGCCUAAACUCUGAUAAAUUAAGUUCACUCUGAACCUGGCAAUGCAAAAGCUAUCAUUUCAAAUUUUAUUACAUAGCUAAGCUAAGGAAAGAUGAUAAAUUUCGAGUAGCCUAAUUAGCAAAUAAUGGGGAACUUUCCUAUGUACCAGAAUAAUAAUUAUAGACAAGCAUAUCCAAACUAGAUGAUGCCAAAUUAUUAGUAGUAAUAUCGUUAAUAAUUCAACAAUAACUACAUGCAAUAAAGGCCAAUGAUGAUGAAUCAAUAAAAUCAAAUGAUGGGAAUAAAUCCAAACAUGUACAGGGCUAAUAUGUAUCAAAAUAAUCCCAUUAAUACAUUUGGAGCAAAUAAUCCAACACAAAUUAGACCUAUGGGGGGAACUUAAACAUUGAAUUAAAACUUUAUGGGCAUUAAUGAUUAAAACGCUCUAAAUCAGUUAGCUUCACCAAUGCAGAAUCCUUUACUUGCAGGUCUUCAAAAUGAAAACUCGAAUCAAGCAUCAAUCUCCAAUCAGUCUGAUUAAUCUCAAUAGAUGCUCUCAAAUCUGAUUAAUAUGAUUAAGCCCUCAGUGAAAGGUCCAGCAGCGGCAACAUCCAACUCAAACGCUGGAAAUCCUGAGUUGCAAUCCCUUAAUCCUCAAUCUAAUAUUAUGCCGAAUAAUAUGAUCGGUAUAAAUUAACCACCCGUUAUAAAUCGACUCCCCUACCAAAAUGUCUUAACUCCUACAUCAUCAGCAGUCAAUAUGAAUGCACCUGCCUAAGGAGGAUAUGGAGCUAAUUCAAGCGUCAUUCCAACUGCUAAUAGCAAUAACACCAAGGAGAUCAAUGAUAUUGUUGCAUUAAUUAAAUAAAAUCGAGAGCGGUAGAGAGAGCAAGAGGAGCAACAACGAUAACAGUAGCAGGAAUAAGAUAAGAAAACAUAACAAACUGAUAAUAGAAAUGAAAACUAAACUAAGAAGCCAAUAUGUGUAUUGGAUGAUGAUGAAUAAUGCAUUUGGAGCGGAUUUAUCACUAGAAAUAAACAGUUUAGAGUUGGAGUUGACGCUUACAGAAUAAGCGGAGAUCAUAAUGAAGAAUUUUUGAAUGAGUAUAACUUAAACGUAUCUCAUAGAACCAAUUUUGAAGAUAUCGAAAAGUACAAAAUUUAAGGUAUCGUAGCACUAACUGCUCAGAAUGAUACACAGCAAGAUACCUUCAAUGAGCAUAUUCAAUAUUUCCAGCAGAAGGAUAGAGUAAUUCAACAAUAAACUCUUUAUAAUGAAAUAUAGAUUGGAAUGGUGCACUUAAAGAACGGUCUAAUGUUCUUAGUUCCACCAAGCUAAGCGUCGAAGAAGUAUUUUUGGGAUGAAAGAAGCCACAUGCUAGGAAUAUUUAUAGACUCUUAAUCAGCUCAAAUUUAGAUCGCUAAGUUCAGUAAUAGUUACUCUGGUUUCGGGAAAUGA